GAAUACAGCCACACCCAAGUCUGUACCUCCCUGUUGGCACAGUUGAGUCGUAUUUAAAAAGUGUAAGAGGACACCAGAGAGGGGCAGAGAAGGAAUACUCUGUCCACAAAUACGCACGAGCGAAACAAGGAAUAGAUCAGACUGAUUUACAUUUAACUUUCGCCGCCAACAUGAAGUGUUUUAGGAAUGUUCUGCUUCUUCUUCUGGUCGUCGCUGGAAGUUUAGCACAGGACGGGUUUGACUUGUUUGAUGCUCUUGAUCCUGACCCAGUCACACCAAAACCCAAAGAGAAGCCCAAGGUUCCAGACAGUCCAAAAAACGAUGGUGGACUGGAUCUUCUGGAUGCAUUUGGAGAUGAUUUACCGACAAAGAAGCCAAGUUCUGGGGAUGAUGGUGGCUUCGGAUUUGAUCUGGGGGAUGCACUAGGUCCAGAUCUCGAUCCCAAACCUGACAAACCUGCUGUGAACCCACCACCAAGCGGAGGAGGUGGUGGAGGUUUUGACGACUCUGACUUAUUCGAUGUCAGUAUGGGGGACCACAAGCCUGAUGGAGGCAGAUCAGGAGGUCGUGCAGUGGAUCCAGGCCAUGAUCAGGGUGGUGCUGAUCAACAAAAAGAGCCUGGACAAAUCGCAGGAAUCGUCAGUGCCAUAGGAAUGGCUCUGCUUGGAGCUGCAGGCAGUUACUUUGCCUACCAGAAGAAAAAGCUCUGCUUCAAACUACAGGGAGGAACAGAUCCAGAGAGUGGUAAAACUGAUCAGGGCACUCACUCUGAUCCCCAAGUUCUCAGUAACCUCCUCAGGAACAGCUAGAUGUUAAGCUCUAAGGCAAAAGAGGAGAAGAACAAGAAGAAGAGAAUCACGAGAGAAGAGGAGACAUAAUCUACAUGUUUUUAUAUCUUGAUGUUUUUAAACCACAAUGCAACAGAAAUAAGACAACCUUAACCUGACAGCACAGAAAGUUACCUGUCAUUUACUUUCCGUUCACAUGUACAAACAGUUGAGACGUGAUUUUGCACAAAGGUAAAUGUCUCUAUGCCUUUAUCAGAAAGUGAGCAAUGUUAAUUAAAAUGAGCAAUAUAGGUGUGUGUGUGUGUGUACACUAAAUGUAGUUCCUACAAGGCUGGGGUUUGCCUGUCUGUGUCUGUCUGCAUUGUAUUUUUGUGCUGUUGUUGUUUUCCAUGUGGCCGACCCCACUUAGUAUGGACAAGAAGGAUUGAACAAAUCUUUAAACGUAUUUGUUGCAAUUGUUUUUUGUUCUAUUUCUCAUUAGGUUUUUUUUUUUUUUUUUUUGCUUAAGCUCAUGUCAAAGCACUCACACAUCUUUUCAAACUAAACGCCUUACUCCCUUAUAUAAAGUGUUCUUCAUGUACUGUCUCAAGUGUUCAUGUGUACAUGAUGUAAAAUAUUCGCUCUUUAUUUGAUGGGUAAGUCCAGGUACUUUUGAAAGUGUCAGCACUGAUUUCACUGUAGGAGCCACAAGUCACAGAAUUGAAGAAAAAAAAACAACAGAAUAAAAGUCAAGCCAACUACAUCAUUACAACCUCAGGAAUGCUUCCACCAUUUAUGAUUCUCCGUCUUUGUCCGACUAUCUGAAGUUUAGAUCCUUGUCUAAACCCAUUUAUUUUUUCACAUUCACAUUUCACAGUCAGUUGAAAAAAUUAAUGAUUUAUCCUUGUAAACAGGAAUUCCUGGUUUAUGUCUGUCUCCCAUCUAUACGUUUUCCAGACUAUACUGCAUUGACACAAACUGACCACAUGAUGCAGCGAUAGACUCCUUUGGCCCCACAACCUCAAAAUGCAGAUUUCUAUCCAUGGACUUAUUGCAGUAAGAGAUAAGAAAAUGUCUCCAUUCAGUGGCCAACUUGUACAAAAGCAUUUCAAAAGCCUGAACUUUUCCCAUUUUCAGAAAUUGCAUAAUUAGGCUAAUAUUUUGAGGCGAAAAGUUGUUGUGAUCUUAGAGGGAGAAUUGUUUUGCGAGCUGUAAAUAUUCUAGGUCAAUGGUGUGAUGUUUUUGUCAUCCUUAAACUGCUGCCUUCUGCUUUGAGCAUUUCAGUAUCAUCAACAUAGAGUGUUAAGUGAUUAGUGGGAAUUUUCUGUGUUCGCAGCCUUUGGCUUUUGUAUCGUAGUAUUGUUAACCAGGUCUGUGUCCAAUGAUCAGGUGAAUGUUCUUGUAUUUUCAUUGUUUGAGUGAAUCAGAAGUGUCUGCACGUGUUUUCAAUAAAAGUAUUGUACAGUC
Molecule: messenger RNA, 2234 nt
Organism: Cynoglossus semilaevis (tongue sole)
Lineage: Eukaryota; Metazoa; Chordata; Actinopteri; Pleuronectiformes; Cynoglossidae
Gene: cd99
Product: CD99 molecule
Exons: 13
Coding region: 171-809 (212 amino acids)
Biological process (GO): T cell extravasation; homotypic cell-cell adhesion; positive regulation of neutrophil extravasation
Cellular component (GO): plasma membrane
Source: RefSeq, a predicted model, not a curated record